Messenger RNA from Sycon ciliatum, 1592 nucleotides. Its product is annotated as syntenin-1-like. The coding region runs from base 110 to 1021 and encodes 303 amino acids. Gene Ontology annotation, cellular component: plasma membrane; cytoplasm. The transcript is spliced from 9 exons. Gene Ontology annotation, molecular function: protein binding. Lineage: Eukaryota; Metazoa; Porifera; Calcarea; Leucosolenida; Sycettidae. The record is from RefSeq and is a predicted model, not a curated record.
GCACUCCUUCUCCGCCAGUUUCUAGCGUCGUUGUGAGCGAGGUGUUCUUCUUGUUUCAACAGUCGCUGUUCUACGAAUUCGGUGCGGAUUUUCACAAACAAAUUUCAAGAUGUCGAUGUACCCAUCUCUAGAGGAUAUGACGGUGGAUAAGAUGGCCAGGGCGCAGGUCACCAAUUCGCAGCCCGCCGCUGCUGCACCAGUGGCCAUGGCGGUCAGUGCACCGACGGCCGUUGUGACGGAGAUCACGUAUCCGACGCUCUAUCCAUCACUGGGCGAUAUGGGCCUGGAGUUGCCCGCAGCAGUUGUGGAGGAUCACAUGCGAGCAGUCGCCCAGUACGCUCCGCAGGGUCAGGCAGUGGCUGUACCUGCCCAACCCAGCCCGGGAAACCAGCUUGCCACUAUGGUCGCUCCUGUCACUGGAAACCGGGAGGUUGGCCUGAUGCGCUCCGAGAUCAAGCAAGGUAUUCGUGAAAUUGUUCUCUGCAAGGACACCAAGGGAAAGUGUGGCCUCGCCGUGAAGGCCAUUAGCAAGGGUGUAUUUGUUGCGUUCGUGUACCGCGACUCACCCGCCAAGAUGGCUGGACUCCGAUUCGGUGACCAAGUUCUGCAGAUCAAUGGUGAGACUGUUGCUGGCUACACCACCGAUAAGGCCACCAAGAUUCUUGCAAAGGCAGCACCGGAGAGAAUUGUUAUCGCAGUCAGAGACAGACCGUUUGAGCGCACCAUCACAAUGCAGAAGGACAGUGCCAACCAUGUUGGCUUUGUCUACAAGAAGGGAAAGAUCGAGAAGAUCGUCAAGGACUCGUCAGCGGCACGGAAUGGAAUUCUCACCGACCAUUACCUCGUGGAGGUCAAUGGCCAGAAUGUUGUAGGACUAUCGGAUAGUGACAUUGAGAAGGUCUUCGUUGCUGCACCAAGGACUACAACCAUCACACUCAUGCCACACUUUGUCUACGAUCACAUCAUCAAGAACAUCGGCAGCCUGAAGAAGUACAUGGACCACUCCGUUCCCGAGUGCUAACAGCUACUAGCGCCAAUCCACGAGCCUAAGAUAUCAGUCUUCAGCAAUUCCAGCUGCCCUUCUUGAACAAUGUUCUCUUCUUCUUGUGCCUCCCCACACCCUGACUUGCUCGUUUUCCUCCAAUGAACGAAAACACGGUCUCUUGACUGCAAUGAAAUUCUCCUAAUGUUUUAUCAUGUUUGCAUACAUUUUUUGCAAAUUAUCUAGUUAAUUCUAUAGAUGGCAUGUAGCUUUCAGCUCAAAUUGAGCACCCACUACUAGUACUGAAGUUCUGAUUUGCUCAUUGCAGCUGUACUUUUGCGUGUAACUGUUGUCAUUAUGGAUUUGGCUUGUGCAUGGGGCUGGCUAUAUACCUGGUCAAACUUUCUAAAAACUGAUUCUUACAUGGUAUGCAUUGUUGUUGAAGUGGUUCGCCGGUUGACGGAAAUGACCGACUGAUCUGCAUUGAUCUUCCAUUUUAUUAUCCUGACUGUUCAUGAAGACCAAAGACACUACCUACUGUACAUACUGCUCUUAUCCACAAUCUCACGAUACAUAAACAUGAAAAGAAGUACUCUCUUGAGAACCCGGA